Molecule: messenger RNA, 1982 nt
Organism: Monopterus albus (swamp eel)
Lineage: Eukaryota; Metazoa; Chordata; Actinopteri; Synbranchiformes; Synbranchidae
Gene: zdhhc24
Product: zDHHC palmitoyltransferase 24
Exons: 3
Coding region: 355-1230 (291 amino acids)
Molecular function (GO): palmitoyltransferase activity
Source: RefSeq, a predicted model, not a curated record
UUGUAAAGUGAAAUCUUACACGCGGAACUAUAAUACCUUGUAUUACGGAUAUAUUUUCGUGUAACACCUGUUGGCAGAUGCUCGACUGUACAGUAGCAGAGAACGUGGUAAAGAAAGGACAUUAUAUAGAGCCAACAACAUCAUAUUUUAAAUUUUACAUCACAUUAACUUGUCCCGGAUCAUUUCUAGGUAUCACUAAUAUACUGCGGUUGAUUUAACCUCGAUUAAAGAUAAUGAAGCAGCUAUUUUGGCAAAGCUAACCAUCAGUUUCCACAGUGCGUCUGUCAAAUCAGUCCUCUCUCUGAGCUCAUUGCGUUUUGAUUCAAACACUACGGAUACGAACGGGCAGAAAACAUGGCGAGUUUUGCUAGUACAAUAUUUUAUAGGGUAGACAAGGUGUGUCGCCAUCUCCCCGUAGCCCUCAACACCUUCCUGGUCUUCUCUAUCACCGGGGAGGUGAGCUACCUUGUCUUGGUCGAAGCUCCGCUGGAGGCGGAUCAGAAGAAGACGGAGUGGUCCGCCUGGUGGAAGAUGAUCCACCUGCUGGCCCAGUACUUCAUGCUGGGCAACAUCUGCUGGAACGCCCUGCUCUUCCUCAGAACCAGUCCCAGCAUCAAGGGGGUGUUCCUGGGUGGAGAGGGCAUGGGCCAGGGGUGGAGGUACUGUUACACAUGUGAGACACACACUCCUCCACGCUGCUCCCACUGCUACGACUGCAAAGUGUGUGUGCUGCGGCGGGAUCACCACUGUGUCUUUUUUGGCCAGUGCGUAGGCUUCCGUAACUACCGCUACUUCCUCAGCUGCUUGUUAUUUAUGUGGUCUGGACUUCUGUAUGCCACUCUGAUGAACGCAGAGGUCUUCAUUGUCAUUUUGAAGGAAGGGGUGACUGUGCACAGUGUCCUUCUGCUGCUCAUACCUUGGAUCAUGUUGGUUUCAGGCCAGGUCUCAGCACGUGCCUUCGCUUUCGCCUUUAUCGCAGACACGUGUGUGGUGGGCUUUCUGCUGGUGUCCGCCUUCUUCUUCUUCCAUCUCUUCCUGCUGUUUUGGGGACAGACCACGAGGGAGUGGUACUCAUCCCGCCGACCCUACAACCUGGGACUCCUGGGCAACCUGCGUCACUCUCUGGGCUUUCGCUGGUACCUCUGCUGGCUUUGUCCCCUCAUCCCAUCACCUCUGCCUGGAGACGGGAUAAACUUCCAGGUCACAGGAUCACUGGAACCCACACGGUAACACCUGAAAGUCUGAAUAUUUACAAGCUGUGUGUCUUUACUUUAAUGGUGAUGGUUAAUGUUAUUGGGGAGCAGCAGCAGGGAAGAUAACCUCAGUUCAAGAAGAGGUAGCUUGGGAUUGGAAGAAGCUAGAAUAAUGUGUGGUUGUUAAAGAUGUUACUGGGUAUAACUCUCUGCCAGUAACUUCUCUGUAGCCUUUGCCUGUGCUGAAACAAAGAAAUCUUGGGUCUACUUUGGAAGGUAUUGAAGCGGGUUUCAGAAUAUUAACACAGUAAUUAGCAGUAUUACUUUGGAUUACUGGGCACUGAAAAUGUGUGUAAACAUCACUGAAAUGAGAAUGUAUUUUAUUGGUUGUGAAAAAUAUAUGAAUUCUUAUUAAAAAGCACUCACCGUUGACUCCUGGGUAGUCAUCCUCUUUGAAUGAGUGACUACUUAUCUGGAAGGUUUGUAUACAGUUAAGCUGCCUAAAUCUGAAUGUUGAACAUAUUUGACCAAAAAAACAACUAUCAUUAGCCUCCUGUCUGCUCUUGUAUUAGAUGAUUGUGUUGCACUUGUGCUUUCCACUUCUACAUCCACUCCUGAGCUGAGUUUAUUACACUGAACUUUAUACAGGAUAUUGUUGGGUCAAUGAGAGGGGAUUCACAAUGAUGUCUCAACAUCUACAAGACGACUUAUGUCAGAAAGCAAUCAGCAGAAAUUGUACAUGAUGUGAAAUCUAGUGUUGCAUUUUACAGAAUAACAUAAAGCCAUCAA